CGUCAGUCGGACAACAACUCUGAUCGACGCUUUGUCUGACUAGAGGUAAAAGAAUCAGACUUAUCGCUGUGAUCAUUAGACUAAUUCUACAGGAGCUGGGUUAUGGGAGGUGUUGGUGUUGACCUACUGCUUCUGCUGGUUCUGAUCUUCAGAGCUUCCUGUAUAGAGGAUGUUGGUGGAUCUGGUAGAAUCCAGGCAGACCCCACAAAAGAAACUUCUGUCCUAACAGAUUUCUCCUUUGUAGCCUGCAAUGGUGUGACUGGACAUUUGGGAGGAGAAAUAACUCUUAAAUGCACAGUCAUUUAUAGCAAUAGAUGCCAUGCAGUGAUGUACAAGUUUAUUAAUAAGGAUAGAAACACAACAAUCUGUCGAGAGAGGUUUACAAGCAAAUCCACUCAAAAGCACUUUUCCUGUUCUUACAAUCCAAAUGAAGACAUGACAUCAACAUUUCUGUUCUUUUUGCAAGCGGAUUGUGGAAUAGUAAAAAAAUAUUUCACUGUGAACACAGCAGGUGGAUCUGGUAGAAUCCAGGGAGACCCCACAAAAGAAACUUCUGUCCUAACAGAUUUCUCCUUUGUAGCCUGUAAAGGUGUGACUGAACAUUUGGGAGGAGAAAUAACUCUUAAAUGCACAGUCAUUUAUAGCAAUAGAUGCCAUGCAGUGAUGUACAAGUUUAUUAAUAAGGAUAGAAACACAACAAUCUGUCGAGAGAGGUUUACAAGCAAAUCCACUCAAAAGCACUUUUCCUGUUCUUACACUCCAAAUGAAGACAUGACAUCAACAUUUCUGUUCUUUUUGCAAGCGGAUUGUGGAAUAGUAAAAAAAUAUUUCACUGUGAACACAGCAGGUGGAUCUGGUAGAAUCCAGGCAGACCCCACAAAAGAAACUUCUGUCCUAACAGAUUUCUCCUUAGUAGCCUGUAAAGGUGUGACUGGACAUUUGGGAGGAGAAAUAACUCUUAAAUGCACAGUCAUUUAUAGCAAUAGAUGCCAUGCAGUGAUGUACAAGUUUAUUAAUAAGGAUAGAAACACAACAAUCUGUCCAGAGAGGUUAACAAGCAAAUCCACUCAAAAGCACUUUUCCUGUUCUUACGCUCCAAAUGAAGACAUGACAUCAACAUUUCUGUUCUUUUUGCAAGCGGAUUGUGGAAUAGUAAAAAAAUAUUUCACUGUGAACACAGCAGGUGGAUCUGGUAGAAUCCAGGCAGACCCCACAAAAGAAACUUCUGUCCUAACAGGUAAACCUGGGAUUGCCAUCAUCAUGGCUGGUAUAAGCUGUUUUAUCAUUUUCGUCGUGGGAUUUGUUCUCGUAAGAAAGCACAAUACUAAGAACAGUUUUGGAUUCCUGAAGAACUAUGUGGUGUUGGACGACAAGAUCAAAACCCCAGAUAAAGAAACAAUGUGACGGCAGCAUCACAAAUCACAACACUACACAAUAAUUAUGUUUCAAGUGAAGGGAAACACUUAUAAACCACAUGUGUGUUGUACCCUUUUUUAUCAUUCACUUAUAGUUUUUUGCAUAUUGAUUCAGUGAAAAGGAAAGACUAUAUAUUGAGAUGCACAGAAAUAGCCACUAAAUUGCUUACUUCUCUCAUUUAUCAGACGCUUCACUCUUGUAUUUCGCGUGUUGUGAUAUAAAUGGUUUCAAACUGCAGCUUUAAACUGAUUUUCAUAGCACACAGCGUACAUGGUAUUAAUGAUGAUUGUUUAUUGGAGUUUAUUUUAAAAAAAUACAAUAAAUUAAUAAUUUAUCCAA
Triplophysa dalaica is the source of this 1755-nucleotide messenger RNA. RefSeq lists its product as uncharacterized. NCBI's taxonomy places the organism in Eukaryota, Metazoa, Chordata, Actinopteri, Cypriniformes, Nemacheilidae. The transcript is spliced from 10 exons. The coding region runs from base 103 to 1404 and encodes 433 amino acids. The record is from RefSeq and is a predicted model, not a curated record.